Peronospora matthiolae is the source of this 309-nucleotide messenger RNA. Lineage: Eukaryota; Oomycota; Peronosporomycetes; Peronosporales; Peronosporaceae. The record is from the annotation of a GenBank genome assembly.
AUGGGCAUCCAUGCUGUUAGCGUCAUGCUAGAGGCUCUCAAUAGAGAUGCCCAACAUGCUACUAUCGCCAAGUUCAUUCAAAAUGAACUUGACGCAGAACGCGAGAAAGUAGCAUUGCUUCACCAACAAGGUUCUCAACAAGCAGAGUUGUUGAGAGAACAGGGUGCUCAACAGUUUGAACUGUUGAGACAGCAGCAGGCUGCUGCUGGCGGGUCGAUGCACUCGCGUCGACCCGAGACUUUGAAGAUUGACAUCUCCAAGUAUAGGGGGGUCGAAGAGGACUCCCUCUUGAGAUGGUUCGUCGAAUAG